Messenger RNA from Meloidogyne enterolobii, 2970 nucleotides. Lineage: Eukaryota; Metazoa; Nematoda; Chromadorea; Rhabditida; Meloidogynidae. The record is from the annotation of a GenBank genome assembly.
AUGCCAAAAACAAAAAUUAAAAAUGAAAUAAUUACGGAAGAUUUAAUUUUUGAAAAUAAAGAAUCUUCUUCUAUAUUUGUGGAAACAAAAAUUAAAAAUUUAAUAAAGAAAGAAAAAUCUACAGAUUUUAUUAAAAAUUAUUUACAAAAUAUUGAAGCAAAAAAUUAUGCUUAUGAAAAUGUUUUUGAAUCAUUAAAGAGUGGAGAAAAAUGGAAAAGAUUCGAGAAAAAAGAUAAUGAUGAAGCAAAAAAUAAAGCAAUUGUUGAUGUUGGUGAAGCAACAAAAUUAAUUAAUUCAGGAAGUAAGGACGAAACAAAAAGUAAAUAUGAAGCAAAAAGUAAAGAUAAAACAGAAAGUAAAGAUGAAGCAAAAAAUAAAGAUGAAGCAAAAAGUAAAGAUGAAGCAAAAAAUAAAGAUGAAGCAAAAAGUAAAGAUGAAGCAAAAAGUAAACAUGAAGCAAAAAGUAAACAUGAAGCAAAAAGUAAAGAUGAAGCAAAAAGUAAAGAUGAAGCAAAAAGUAAACAUGAAGCAAAAAGUAAACAUGAAGCAAAAAGUAAAGAUGAAGCAAAAAAUAAAUAUGAAGCAAAAAUUAAAGAUGAAGCAGAAAUACUCGAAUCAAGUAAAUCUGAAACAAGAGAACGAAAAGUAAUCGAAACUGAAACAAAAAGAUUUGAAGCACCUAAAUCAGUCGUUAAACCAUUAAAGUUGAAGCAGAUAUGUUUAGAAGAAACAAAGCAAGUUGCUGAUGAUAAAACGGGAAUUAAAACAAAUUUAAAGAAUAUAGAGAAAAUACAUGAAGCAAAAUUUAUAAAUGAAAUGAAGUCGGAUUUGGAGUUGAAGCAUGUUUCUGAAUCAGAAAAAUCAGAUAUAUAUUUAGAACUGAAGCAUUCUGAAGAAGCAUAUUUUGAAACAUUUUUGAAAGACAAUUCUGAAUUGAGGGAAGUAAAUCAAAAUUCUGAAGCAAGACAAUUGAAGAAGAAAGAGAUGAAGGAGAUUUCAACAAAGGAAGAAUAUGAUUCAAAUAAAAAUGUAAUAAGAACGGAGAGUUCGUUAGAGGUAUCUGAGAAUAAGAAGGCAACUAAAAUAGAGGAGCAAGAAGCAAUUAGAACAAACUAUGAAACAAAUAAAAAAGAAGCAACUGUGAAAGGUAAAUUAGAAAUAAUUAAUAUUGCUUGUUCUGAAGCAAGGAGAGAAGAAUUAAUUAAAUCAGAAGCAAAACUCGAAGUUCAAGAAGCAAAGUUUCAAAAGGAUAAAGCUGAAGCAAAACUUGACGAAGAAGUACUGCUUCAGAAGAACGAAGCUGAGGAAAAAUUCGAAGCUCUACUACUUCAUAAGAACGAAGCUGAAGCAAAAUUCAAUAUCCAAGAAGCAAAGUUUCGGAAUAAUGAAUCUGAAGCAAAACUCGAUAUUCAAGAAGCAAAGCUUUUGAAGAAUGAAUCUGAAGCAAGAUUCGAUGUUCAAGAUUUACAAUCAACGGAAUUAGAAUCCGAAAUUAAUAGACCAAUAAAUUAUUCUAAAAAAUUCGAAAAGCAACAUGAGAACCUAGCAGAUAGCAACACUUUAGUUAAACAAAUAAUACACCAACUCAGAGACAACCAUGAAACUGAGGAUAAAGAGUCAAUAAAUUCCUCUCAAUUAUCUACUAACAAUUUUAGCCCAUCCUCACUUACAAAUUUAUCAGAAACAUUCCAAAAGUCUCUAACUGAAGAUGAAGCAAUCGAAGUAUUUUUAUUAUCAAGACAUUUUGAAUAUGACUGUGCUAAACCUUUAAAAGUGCUUCCACCCCCGAACGUUACAAUUUUCGAAUUUGAUGAGAAAAAAAUGAAAAGGAGAAUUGAAGCAAUAGAAGCAUGCCCAUUAAAGAAGUCUGUUCGUUUUAAUAUUGAAGAAUCAAAAGAAUUUUGUUUUUCCCCUUUUAAUUGCUCUUCCGAGGAGGAGGAAGAAGCUGAUGAGGAGAGAGAGGAAGACCCUUCAUUAAUUUCUCCUCCCAAAUUUUUAACAAAGGAAAGGGGAAUAGUAGCAGAAUUAAAUAAAAGGCUAUUUGUUCAUUUGGAACUUGUCUCAGUUGUAGAGCCUAAGAUGUCAAUUUAUCACAACGAUAUGCAUCUAGGUGAUGACCCUUCCAAGUGCCGAUUUCUUGUUGAUAAAAAUGGAGAUUGUUGGGAAAUUAUGUUAAUAUUCCCCAACUUUGAUAUUGAACUUGUUGGAGAUUAUGUUUUUAUUGCUAGUAAUGAAGGAGGAUUUGAUAAAUCAAAAAUUACAUUGAAGUUGAAGGAAGCCGAAGAAAUGACUUCAAAUUUAGAUGUUUUGCAAAAAGAAGAGGAAAAAACAACACCAAAAACAACACCAAAAACAUCAACAAACACCAACAAAACAUUAAAACAAAUUAAAAUUACAACAAAUGAUGUUGAAACAACACAAAAUUCCCCUUCUCAAAACUUCAACAAAACCCCAAAAAUAAUUGAAAAACCACCAGAAAAUUUAAAAUUAAAUUUAAUUGGAAAAGAAUGUUUAAAUUUUGUAAUUGAAGGAGAUCCUUUGCCUCAUAUAGAAAUGUGGAUAGAGAAACAAAGUGGAACAUGUAAAAUAAUUGAGCCUUGGAGAAAAUUUAAACUUGAACGAUUACAACAAAACAAACUUGGCGUAACUCUCUUACAAAAAAGUUUAAAACUCAUACAAGUUGGGGAUAUUAUUGUUCUUCAAGCAAUUAAUGUUUUUGGUGAAAUAAUUACAAAACAUGUUGUUUUGAAUGUUUUGUCUAAUGUUUUAUCCAAUGUUUCUUUGUUAAACAAAAAAGUUUUUGUUAAAGAACAACCAAAAAUCCAACAAGAAGAAACUGCUCCCGAUUCUCCCAAAAUUCCAGGAGAAAAAAGGGAUGAAGAAAAGAAGAAAAAGAAGAUUCCUAGCGCUUUGUUUAUACCAAAGGCAAGAUUUAAAAAAAUUUUUAUUCUCUUCAAUUUUUGUUUUUAG